AGGCUGUCCCAAGUCACAUCUGUCUAGUGUUUCACUCUGAUUCAAGCUAACCCAGGGCUACAAUAAAUCUAACUUUGUGCCCCACCCUAAACAAAUCCACUUCGCUGCUAGAAAGGGGAAAAAAAAGUGAAUAAACACCUUUUUUUCUGUUGAGUGGAAUUCACUCUCCAGCAGGUCCUGUCUGUGCUGGAUGCUAUUAAUCUGUGUUGUGGAAUUGGCUGCCAGACAGAAAGGAGAAACUCAGAUCACUGAGGUGAAACCUUCACAAACAUUGCUGCCUUAAACCCUGGGAUUGGAAGGGAUUCCGGAGCGGGAAUGUGGAGAUUUGGGAUAACUGUAUUGUGAAGAUUGGGAUCCCAGCUGCUGCACCCUAGUAUUCACCCCUAGGCAGGCCUAAGGUAGAAGACUAUUCAUAAAAACACCAUCUGCAUUCUGGGAUUUUGGGCAGUUAUAUGAACUGGCUUUAGUGCACGUGAAUUCAGCUGAUUACUUCCAAAUGACGGUGAUGCUUCUGGCGCUAGGCUGGUAAUACUCUGCUCUGACUGUGGCAUGAAAAGGUCUGCCAGGCUUCUGGUUGGUGCACACACACAGCUAUAGAUGAGAAUUGUGGAGGAGCAGGAAAAUGAAGAUUCCAUUGCUAUUAGCUAUUUUUACUAUCAUGCUGAAGCCUGCAUUCCUGUUACGAAGGCCCAAACGGCAAAGUGACUUUUGGGACAAUUGGGGAGAAUGGAAAGAGUGCAGCCGUACAUGUGGGGGCGGAGUAAGCUUCAGAGAGCGCCAGUGCUACUCCCGCAGGGCAGAUGGGGGAUCGAAUUGUAUUGGACCAACCAAAAACUACCGUUCUUGCAAUGUACAGGAAUGCCCUGACGGCUCUCGUGAUAUCCGUGCAGAGCAGUGUUCAGAAUAUGAUGGAAUGGAAUUCCAAGGCAAGAGGUACAAGUGGCUUCCAUAUUAUGGAGCAUCCAAUAAAUGUGAGUUGAACUGUAUCCCCAAGGGAGAGAAUUUCUACUACAGACACAAGAUGGCUGUGCUUGAUGGGACCCCAUGUGAGCCUGGAAGAAGAGAUAUAUGCAUUGAGGGUGUGUGCAAGACCGUUGGUUGUGACAACAUACUGGACUCUUCCAAAAAGGAAGACAUGUGCUUGGUGUGCGGAGGAGAUGGCAGGUCAUGUUACGAGGUCAAAGGACAGUAUGAAUCACCUGUUUUGUCAAAAGGAUACAGUCAGCUUUUCAUCAUUCCCUCAGGGGCUACCAGCAUCCAAAUUAAGGAAGUUCUCGCUACAAGGAAUUUCCUAGCCAUAAAGAAUAUCCGUGGAGAGUAUUACCUGAAUGGAUACUGGACCAUCGAAUUCAGUCGGGCUCUGCAUGUUGCUAGCACAGUCCUUCAUUACUAUCGAGCAGCUGAGGGAGAUCUAGCCCCUGAGGUUAUAACUGCCAGAGGCCCAACCACUGAGCCUCUUGUUGUGGAGCUCAUAGGACAAGAGCCCAACCAAGGUGUUCAGUAUGAGUACUACCUGCCCAACCAGGCUAACACAGAUGAUUACCAAUGGAGUUACAGUUCUUGGAGCGAUUGCAGUGCAGAGUGUGGGGGAGGUUAUCAGACACGUCUGGUGUUCUGCACUAUAGACAGUGAAGCUUAUCCAGACAUUAUGUGCAAGGAGAAGCCUUCUCCAUCCAGGAACAGGACCUGCAAUAGCCAGCCUUGUCCACAAAUGAAACGGAUGUCUCACAUAUAUCCGCCAUCAAUGUGGAGCCGAGCAGGGAACACAAAAAUGACCAGCUGGAAAAUAAAUGAGUGGGGACCAUGUUCAGCAACCUGUGGGGGUGGAACCCAGAGUCGCUCAGUGUACUGCGUCACAUAUGAAGGACGGGCUUCCCAGCAAGUUGUUCCAGAUGCAGAAUGCGCAGCAUUCACAGAAAAACCAGCUUCCCAAGAGGUCUGCAAUCUUCGCGCCUGUGCAAAAUGGAGUUUGGGACCAUGGACAGAGUGUUCCACAGAAUGUGGGGAAGGCAUUCAGAAACGCACUGUAUCGUGCACAACAGACUCUGGGGCUGUCGUACAGGAUAUUGCCUGCCUUAUGCAGAUGAAGCCACCAGAUACCCAAUUAUGUUACGGGGAAAACUGCGUUCAAGAAAUCGGCUGGCACAUUGGAGAGUGGGGGCUGUGUUCAAAGAGCUGCAACAAUGGCAUCAGGAAGCGCCAGGUGAUCUGUGCCGACAACGAUCGUAACUUCUAUGAGCCUGAGACUUGUGAAGUGCAUGAACCAGAGAAGCCUUCUGUGAUUGAGAGCUGUAACAUGCAGCCCUGCUACCUGCAACAGCAGGUUGCCAGCAUGCAAGAUACAUGGGGCUAUGAUAAUUCAGAUCAGUUUUCACUGACCCGAUAUAAUCAGCAAGGUUCCACACAGAACCACAGACCCGUCAAUCGAAAUAACCGAAAUGAAGACAACUCUAUUCCCAAUUACCCCAGAGACUGCCGGCAGAACAGAUUUGGUUGUUGCCCUGAUGGUGUAACAGAAGCUCAGGGCUAUAACCAUGAGGGAUGCCCCCAGAAUCAUGCGGAUGCAAAUGUUGGAAGGAACGAGAGAGCUGAUCCUUCUCCUGGAAUUCCAUCUGAAGAAUGCCGGGCUUCUCAGUUUGGAUGUUGCUUUGACAACAUAAAUAAAGCCACUGGUCCUGUGGGUGAAGGGUGCAGAAGUAAACCAAGUUAUCCAUAUCCUACCAUUUGUCUGCUACCAAGUGCUACAGGAUCGUGCGCUGAUUGGUCAACUCGUUGGUACUUUGUGCCUGAAGUUGGAAAAUGUAAUCGGUUUUGGUAUGGCAACUGCCAUGGGAACAAAAAUAACUUUGCCACAGAGCAGGAGUGCAUGAGUUCUUGCCAGCAGAUACAGGGCAGGAACUCUGGUAAUGUGGAGUAUAGGUACCGCAAGGGAGGCAUGAAAUGGGACCGAAUGACACACAUCCAUUCAGGGGCCCCAGGUGAGGACGUGCCAGUGGAAGAGAGAAGAGAUCAUAAUCAAGGGAUGGUCAAAACACUUGACCAAGAUCUUGAAGGUCGUCAUCUUGCUGGUCAUAGCCAUGGAGAGAGCAGCACUAGCCACAUAAGAAAUGGAGAUAUCACAGAAAGACAUAAAACUAAAACAGACACAAACACCUCUCAGCAUUCUUCAGUUUACAGCAUUAUUCUGGACAAGGUCAAAUUUUCAUCCAUGGAGACCAUUAGAGGACAGACGGCUCACCUGCCCUGCCAAGUCAGUGAUUACCCCUUUAGUAAUAUUGAAUGGCAGAAAGAUGGACAAGCUCUCUUGCCUUCCAGCAAAUACAUUUACAAUCCAGAUGGCUCUCUGGUCAUCAAUAGAGUGCACUCAGAAGAUGCAGGGGAGUACAAGUGUUUGGCAUCCAGUGGGAGCCGGAGAGAGAGUCAUCGAGUGCGACUUCAAGUGAAAGAUCUGGGGGCACAGGGAGCUCAAAGAGUCAAUGCUUCUCAGGCAACCAAAGACACCAGAAAUCAGCCCCUGCAUUCAGACAGGAGGGGAUCAGCUAAAACUCCCUUGGUAAUAGAUGCAAGUCUUGGACACCGCACAAGGCUUCCUUGCCUUCUGGAGGUUCAUUCCAGCACAAACGUUGAGUGGCAGAAAGAUGGAAAACCACUGUCUUCUCCGAGGCACAGGAAGCAAUCUGAUGGCUCACUCACUAUUAGCCGCAUGAGUCCAGAUGAUGCUGGCAUCUACACAUGUACUGCAACAACCAGGGCUGGCCAAGUGGUGAAGUAUAUCCAGCUCAAUAUCAGAGGAGAACUGAAAAUCACUGGCCCACCAACUAGUCUUACAGUGUCCGAGGGUGAAAAGGCAGAACUACGCUGCGUUGUUAGUGGUCAAAAUGCAAAUAUACAAUGGUCAAGAAAUGGUCUACCUGUGCGAUCAGAUUGGCAUCACACCCACGUGUCUGAGGAUGGUACUUUGAUCAUUCGUAACACAAAGGCUGCAGAUGAGGGCUCAUAUACAUGCAACGCAUACAACGGUGCCCACUCUGUUAGUGCCAGUGCUGAUAUCAGGGUGCAUAAGAGCAGACCAACAGCACCUCCAUUAAAACUAUUAGAAAGGCAUGGAGAAUGCAUAGACCACCCAGACCUGGCCAACUGCGACCUCGUUGUCUAUGCUAACCUCUGCUCAAAUGAGUACUACAACAGCUUCUGUUGUGCCAGCUGCUCCAGGCACUGACCCCCACACAACUCAGCAUGGCACCAUGGUACAGACAUUGCCUUAAACUUUCUACAAGGAUCAUAACCCAGCUGGAACAUCCAAGAAACCUGUGCCUGGACAUUGCUCAAUGAAAGAUCAUUACUUGGUUUGGAUCCUUACUGACUGGUUGUAGAUAUUAAUUUUCAAAUGCAGCGUUUAAAGCCAAAAGAAGCACAAUAUAUAAAGAGUGUUUAAUUGCUACAUGUUUAAAAUGUCUACAGAUUAGUGUUUGGGGGAAAUGUAUAUAGGAGUAAAAACAGAGACCAGCUCAUCAAUGCCCAGAGCAGAGAGAGGCAGCCUUUGCCACUGCAUGUUAACAGCCAUUGAACUUUAGAAUACCAUCUUGCAGGAUAAUGGGGGUUUGGACCCACAGAAAUUGUGGCAUUAAAGGAUGCCUGUUAUCAGUCUAAGGAUAAUAAAUGUUUUGUUGGUCUACAACUCCCAGGAGCAGAUCAUGCUGAGUGCAACCAUGUGUUUAAUACCAUGUGUUUAAUUAACUGUUUUAGCCAGAUACAGAAAGUCACCUCUCUUAUGUUUUUGGGAGUCUUCUAGAUUUAUUUUACUGGCAAAGCAGAGGCAUAAUUGGGGUGUAAUAGGUGCAAGGCUAAAAAUCACCCCAAAUGGCUGAUGUCUCUGAAAAUACAUGGACCAGAGUGAAACAGGACAUGAUUAGUCCCUUAAUGCAGGAGUGGAGGAUACCUGAGACCAUACAUGUUAUGGGUAAGACAAAGAGUCUAUGUUUAUAUAUUGGGCCAUAAGUGUGGCGGUUAGUAGCACUGCUUGUUUGUUUUUAAUUUCAUUUGUAGAAAUGCUGGAAUCUAACACUUUGGGUACAAGUGUUGCUGGGAUGAAGCACAUAGAUACUAGCCAUUAAUAUAUACACAUAUAUUGUGCAUAUUGUACUAUGCAAGAACAAGCUGGAUUUCACUUCUGCAUUCACCAUGCAGUUCUAUUUCAGUUAGUAGCUGUACAGAAAUUAUACAAAUCUACUCACAUUCCUGCUCUCAUAAAUGGAUUUUUACAUUGCAGUUAGGUGUUUUGGAUACUUCUGGUAAAGACGGGGUUACAGAAUUAAAGUGAAUUUUAACAAACCUUUUUUUAAUCUCUCUUUGUGACCCCUCAAUAUGGUAUGCAUAGACUGACCAUUGCCCUGUUUGUAAAUAAAGUGUGGGUGUAUUAGCUAUUA
Messenger RNA from Xenopus tropicalis (tropical clawed frog), 5426 nucleotides. RefSeq names its product papilin, proteoglycan-like sulfated glycoprotein (gene papln). Gene Ontology annotation, cellular component: basement membrane; extracellular region. NCBI's taxonomy places the organism in Eukaryota, Metazoa, Chordata, Amphibia, Anura, Pipidae. Bases 623 to 4219 code for a protein of 1198 amino acids. Gene Ontology annotation, molecular function: serine-type endopeptidase inhibitor activity; endopeptidase inhibitor activity. Gene Ontology annotation, biological process: extracellular matrix organization. The record is from RefSeq and is a predicted model, not a curated record. The transcript is spliced from 29 exons.